UCCUCUCCUCUAUCUUCUCCCUCUUUUUCUCUUAGCAGAUGCAGAAACAAAUUUUCUCUUACCCUUUCAAAAUUUCCUCUGCAUCUGCAAUUUCUUCCUUUCUUCAUCUCUCUCCACCAACCAACCCAUCUUAAAUCCACCAUCAUAAUUCUAAUUUUAUUGGAUAUUAUAUCAAAAAAUUUAUAUAAAAAAUGCCUCAAUUAGAGGAUGAGCUAUUCCCAUCAACACCAGGCAAAUUCAAGGUAGAUCAAAGAGGUGCACACUAUUUCAUGAACCGUCAAAUCCACCGAUGUUUCGCAUCAACAAGCACCAUGUUUUUAUGGGCUUUAUUCUUAAUCGCAUUAACAGCAUCAUAUCUAAGUUUCCAAAGUUUCGUCGACACAAGCAGCAAAUACUUCACCGCUUCAUGGGGAGGUAUUCAAUGGGAGAAACAAGUACGUACAUCAGCACAGAUCCAUCGAUCUGGUGGUAUGUCCGUACUUGUAACCGGUGCAGCCGGUUUCGUCGGGUCCCACGUCUCUCUCGCUUUAAAAAAACGAGGAGAUGGAGUCGUUGGUCUUGACAAUUUCAACAACUAUUACGACCCAUCAUUAAAACGAGCUCGUAAAAAUCUCUUAGAAUCACACGGUAUAACAAUUCUUGAAGCAGACAUAAACGAUGUCAAGAUUCUUGCUAAAUUAUUCGACACGGUUGCAUUUACUCAUGUAAUGCAUCUGGCUGCACAAGCUGGUGUACGUUACGCAAUUGAAAAUCCAAUGUCGUACAUUCAUAGUAACAUUGCUGGGUUAGUCGCCUUGCUAGAAAUUAGCAAGGCGGCUAACCCACAGCCCAGUAUUGUAUGGGCUUCAUCAAGUUCUGUAUAUGGGCUUAACGAAAAAAGCCCAUUUUCAGAACUUGAUAGAACAGAUCAACCUGCUUCUCUUUACGCCGCAACAAAAAAAGCUGGUGAAGAGAUUACUCAUACAUACAAUCAUAUUUAUGGGCUUUCAAUUACUGGGCUUCGUUUCUUUACUGUUUACGGCCCAUGGGGAAGGCCCGAUAUGGCGUACUUUUCUUUUACAAGAAAUAUCCUUCAAGGAAAACCUAUUACUAUUUACAGAGGGAAAAAUAAGGUGGAUUUAGCAAGAGAUUUUACUUACAUAGACGACGUCGUUAAAGGGUGUUUAGGUGCGUUGGAUUCUUCAGGGAAGAGUACCGGAAGUGGCGGUAAAAAACGUGGGCCAGCACCGUAUAGAAUUUACAAUUUGGGGAAUACUCAACCGGUAACUGUACCGACACUUGUCAGUAUACUUGAGAAGAGUUUAAAAGUAAAAGCUAAAAAGAAUGUGGUUGAAAUGCCUGGAAACGGCGACGUUCCGUUUACUCAUGCUAAUAUUAGUUUGGCCCGAAGAGAUUUCGGGUAUAAGCCCACUACUGAUUUACAAACCGGGUUGAAAAAGUUUGUUAGGUGGUAUCUAUCUUAUUACGGCUAUAAUAACGGAAAGCCUGUAAAUUGAUUUUUUUUUUUUUUUUUUUGGGAAGUAAAUUUUUUUUGGUAAUUUUUACAGAUUUUGUUGGGAUUAAUUUACUGUUUUUUUUUUCAUCCCCUUAUUUUCUAGGGGUUGAAAAAUAUGUGGGAUUCUUUUUCCAAAUGGGAAAAAGAAAAAAAAAAUUGGGUAGUUUAAAUUUCUAUUUUGAUGAAUUUAAAUCUGUAAAGAAGAAAUUAAUUAUUAGUUGCCACCA
This is a messenger RNA of Beta vulgaris subsp. vulgaris (sugar beet), 1722 nucleotides long. Its product is annotated as UDP-glucuronate 4-epimerase 1. The transcript has a single exon. Bases 192 to 1496 code for a protein of 434 amino acids. Lineage: Eukaryota; Viridiplantae; Streptophyta; Magnoliopsida; Caryophyllales; Amaranthaceae. The record is from RefSeq and is a predicted model, not a curated record.